Messenger RNA from Telopea speciosissima, 2013 nucleotides. RefSeq lists its product as uncharacterized. Lineage: Eukaryota; Viridiplantae; Streptophyta; Magnoliopsida; Proteales; Proteaceae. The coding region runs from base 1 to 2013 and encodes 670 amino acids. The record is from RefSeq and is a predicted model, not a curated record. The transcript is spliced from 4 exons. Gene Ontology annotation, molecular function: nucleic acid binding; zinc ion binding.
AUGUCAGAUACAGAACCGACCGAUGAGGUAGAAAUUAAGAAGUUUGAAAACAACCUAAAGGCAAUGAAUGCACUUAAUAGUGCACUGACAAACACGGAGCUUGCAAAGGUCAUGGAUUGCAAGACAGCCAAGCAACUGUGGGACAGGCUUAAGGUUAUUGAAGAUCAUGAUGAUAUAGACAACUUGGCAUUAGAUGUUUUACAAGGAAAGCUGAAGGCUUAUGAGAUGAGAACUGGGAAAGGAAAAGGCAAAGUUGAAGAUAAAGAACUUGCUUUUAAAGUAAUGAAGAAUAUGAGAAUUGAGGAAAAUUCUGAUAUUGAGUUAGAUAGUGAUGAUGAGGCUGAAGCAAACUUUGUUAGAAAGCUCACCAGAGGAAAAGGUAAGUAUCAAGGUAAGGUUCCUUUCAAGUGCUUUAGAUGUGGUGAUAUUGGUCACUAUGCUACCUCUUGUCCUCAAAAGAAGAAUUUCAAAGGCAAUGGUGAUGAAGACAACAACAACAACAAAGAAAAAUUCAAUGGGAAGAAAAAGUUCACUAAGAGAAGAUUCCCCAAGAAGAAGGUUUUUAUCUCCAAGGAGAGUGAUGACUCCUCAUCUGAUUCAAAGAUUGAUGAAGAUUCAGACAGUGAUAUCAGUGAGUGUCUAUUCAUGGCUUAUGAAAUCAAUAAGGAUGAAAAUCAGCCUUCUGAAGAGACAGAGAAAAUGAAAGCUAUAGUGGAUCUUCAGGGUGAGUUAGAAGAGGCUCUUGAGAAGCUUGAUACUGAGAAGAAAAAGAAUAAGAAGCUGGUCAAGGUCUGUAUGAAACAAGAAAAAGAAUUGGAGAGUUUGAAGGAUAGCCAAACAACUUUGAAUGAUCUUGAGACUCAACUUGCAUUCAAGGUUACUCACUGCAACAAGCUUGCUCAAGAAAAUGAGGUUCUUCAAAGCCAAAUCAAAGAGUAUGAAGACAAAAUCAACAAUUAUGAGCUGAUGUGGGUUGAACUUAGUGAGUUGAAACAGAAAGUUAAAAAAUUUGAUGAGAAUGGAGUAUCUCAAGAUAUUCAGUUCACUCAAUCUCAACCAAAUGAGUCAAGUCAGAUUCUUGAGAAGAUCAUCAAUAAUCAGAGACCAGCUAGCAUGAAAUCAAGUUUGGGGUAUGUUCAUAUGGAAUCAUCUGGGAAUAAUGAGCAACUUACCAAAAACUUGAAGAAGAUGGAUUUUGUGAAAGAAAGCAAUUCUACUGAUGCAAGAGGAAAAGCUUCCCAUGCAAGAACCACUUGCAAGUUCAACUCAAAGCAAGUGUUUUUCACUAGUAAGAACUCUUUUGCACCUUUGUUGCAAAAUGUGGUGUGUUACAAUUGUUGCAAUCAUGGUCGCAUUGCUAAGAAUUACAAACAGCCCAUCUAUUUCUCUCCCAUAAAGAAGUCAAGUCAAAAGAAGACUACAGCUGGUUCAGAUGUGAAAAAGCAAGUUAAGAAGGUUUGGGUUGAAAAAGUUUCAAGAGGAAAGUGUAUUAACUCUUUGUUUGUUCAAACUACUUUUAGAGCUCAAGACAAGGCUGUUCCAUGGAUCCUUGAUAGUGAUUGUUCAAGUCACAUGACUAGUGACAAGAACAAGUUUACAGAGCUUAACCAGUAUGAGGGAGGGUCUGUUAAGUUUGGAAACAGUGAGAGUGCCAAGAUAGUUGGCAAGGGCACAGUGCAUUUAGAUGAUGGGAAAGUGAGGACAUCUGAUAUUUUAUAUGUUUCAGGUUUGAAGCAUAAUCUUCUCAGCAUUAGUCAAAUGUGUGACAAGGGACACAAGAUAGCACAGGUGGAUCUUGCUUGGUUGGUCAAGAAGAAAGGAUUUGAGUUGACAACCUACUCAGAUGCAGAUUGGGUAGGUUGUGUCGAUGACAGGAAAAGCACUAGUAGAGGUGCAUUCUAUCUUGGAGAAAGUUUAGUCACAUGGCAUAGCAAAAAGCAAGACUCAGUUUCUCUUUCUAUAGUUGAGGCUGAGUACAUGGCAGCUACUUCUUGUUGCACUCAGAUACUCUGA